Molecule: messenger RNA, 1545 nt
Organism: Meyerozyma guilliermondii ATCC 6260
Lineage: Eukaryota; Fungi; Ascomycota; Pichiomycetes; Serinales; Debaryomycetaceae
Gene: MTG2
Product: putative GTPase
Exons: 1
Coding region: 1-1545 (514 amino acids)
Cellular component (GO): mitochondrion
Molecular function (GO): GTPase activity; GTP binding
Source: RefSeq, a predicted model, not a curated record
AUGUUUCGAUCAGCGGUGCCUGCGCCCGUUUAUCGAGGGUUUAGACGAUUUUUUUCACAUACUACAAAGCUCCGUAACGAGGAAAUUAACCCCACAAACUCCACGUUCCGUAUUCUCGGAAAUGACGCCGCGGCGGUGUCUGGAACCCAGUCCAGGUUCAACGAGAACAUGCCAUUUAAGCACAUAGAACGUGCCAAUGGGCUCAACAAGAUCCAUAUAACGCUCCACGACUACUUUGGAGGCAACAAGAACCAAACCCACAAAGUUUUCAGAAACGAAAACAAGUAUAAGCAAGGGCGAAAUGUCGAGCAACGAACGUUUGUAGAUUUGAAAUUGGUGCAAGCUGUUAGUGGUCGAGGAGGCAAUGGUUCGGUUUCUUUUUUUCGGGACGCCCACCGACCGGUUGGACCAGCCGAUGGUGGCGAUGGGGGCCGAGGAGGAGACGUUUAUGUGCAUGUUGUAGAAGGACUCACUUCUCUCCACAAGGUGAAAAAAACCUAUGUUGCUCAAAAUGGCGGGGCGGGAACCGGACGCCAGCUUGAUGGGAAGAAGGGCGACGACGUGGUGAUCGAGGUUCCGGCGGGAACCACUAUUCGGUGGAUUCCAGAUCCUCGGCAACUCCGCCGGUAUUUGCAGGAAUCGGGCCACCAGCUCGACAACAUUACCCUUGAGUUCCAGACGACAGACAGCGACAGCAUCCAGUGGUUUCGUGACAGCUACGAGCCGGGCGAGGGGUGGCUCUUCAAGGAGCGAGACGAGGAAUAUCACCAGCAAAGAGACUAUUUUAACGACCUUAAUGAGCAGGUCAAGGCGAUGGAGAUGGAAAUGCAGUACGAGGAAUUGUGCCAGGACCAGUUUCCCGUGGUGGGAAUCGACUUCAAUGAGCCCACCGACACUCCUGUGCUCUUGAUGAAGGGCGGCGGCGGCGGAAUGGGCAAUAUGCAUUUUCUCACCAAAGAUAUUCGCAACCCUAGGUUCAGCAAAAGAGGCCGUGAAGGGUUGCGACAAUUUUUCAUACUCGAGCUCAAGAUAAUCGCUGAUUUGGGGCUUGUGGGACUUCCGAACGCCGGCAAGUCCACGCUUUUGAGAGCCAUUUCCCGUGCUCGUCCGCGAGUUGGCCAUUGGGAAUUCACUACACUCCAGCCUACUGUCGGCACAAUUUUCACCACAAUUGACCGAGAUCCAUUCACGGUGGCCGAUAUUCCGGGCAUCAUCAAGGGCGCCAGCCACGACAAGGGCAUGGGACUUGACUUUUUGCGGCACAUUGAGCGGUCCAAUGGGCUCGUUUUUGUGGUUUCGUUGGAGAGCAAAUCGCCAAAUGAAGACUUGGAAAUUUUGGUCCAAGAAGUUGGAAAAAAGAGAAUGGAGGAUAAAAAGGUGUUAGUGGUGGCCACCAAGGCUGAUGUAAACUCUACACCAGACCGAUACCGUCAAUUCCAAAAAUACGUAGAGAGCAAUGGGUGGAAGAUUUUACCUGUCAGUGCGCAAAAUGGAGAAAAUGUGGAGAGAUGCAUUGAGAUGAUGGCGGAGACUGCUGGAAAGUGA